UUGUAUGCGACAAGUGCAUUGGCAGCUCCUGAAGUCUUCCAUAUCCCCUCCUUACGCUUUGACCUGCCACGAAGCAGACAUCCGCGAAGAUUGAUUGCCAGUAACGUGUCAGCGCGCCUCCGCGCCUCCUUACCUAGUAAUCCAACUUAAGCUUGACGCGGAGCGAUUCCUACGGCAGCUGCGCCUAGCCUCGUGGCUCUGUGAUUUUGGAUAGAACAAAGGCACCAUGUUGCAGAGAAUCAAGGGUGCCAUCGACCGCACCAUUGCGGAAGAGCAGGCUAGGGCGAGAGCAGCCCUCGAAGGCGGUGCUCCUGGCAGUUCUCACGUACGAAACUCGAGCUCGUUAUCGCGGACCUCGAGUGCUGCCGGGGCACAAGCGUCCAGGAGACCUCGGCCUUCGAACAAUCUAAGCCAAGACAUGUCCGCCGAUGGAACCGUCACCACUUCCGACCCUGCCGUCUUCGAGGCCGCCUUCGUGAUCGAUGAUACAGACGAGAGCAACACCCCAACCCGUAUCGGCACACCUGUCUCGACGGACAAGGAAGGAAAGGGCAAGGAUACUGAAAAGCCGGCCAGCAAUACCGAACCCGUCAAAGAAGGGACGGACCCGCUACAGAAUGGAGACAGGUCAAGCGUCAACAAGUCUACCGCAGGGCAGACAGCAAGAUCGGGGACAACCACACCUUCUACCACCGCUGAGCUCUCGCCAGAGAUCCGGGUAAGGUUGAGGAAGUUGGAUAAGCUGGAAAAGACAUACCCAGAGCUUCUGCGAUCUUACCGGAUUGCCCACGGCCGUGCGACUUCCAUCGAACCGUUCGAAAAGGCACUCAGAGAGAAUACCCCCUUGACUUCGAUUAAGGAUCCCGAAGCAUUGAUCGAGUACCUAAAUCAGCUGAACCUGAAGGGCGACAUGGUUAUGGAUGAGCUCAAGCGCGUAUCCGGCGAGAAGGACAACUACAAGAAGAAGGCAGAGGAAGCCGAUAAGGAGGCUGCUGCGCUGAGAGAGGAGAUCGCUGCUCUCAAGGCUGCACAAGCCGAAGCUGCCGCAGCGAAGGACGCCAAGGAUGCAGAGGCUAGUGCCGAGAAGACUCCGGAUGAGAAGACCGACGACAAGCAGGAGGCACCCGAAGUCAAGAGCGACGAGAACAAGGAAAUCCAGGAGCUACAGACUGCGCUAAAGACCAAAACCGCCGAGGUCGAAAAGUUGCAGAAUAAGGUCAAGACAUUGAAGGAAGAGCUAGUGACGGCCAAAGACCAUAGCGCCGGUCUCGCUGAGAGCCUUGAAAGGGCUAGUAGCGAACUCAGUGAAGCUAGAGAUGCUGCAGCAGUCAAGGCUUCGAUUGAGACGCAGCUUGAGGCCAGGAAGGCUGAGAUUGAAUCCUUGACGGAGCGUCUGACAAAGACGCAGUCGCAACUCAAGGAUGUCGAGACCCAACUGCAGAAGGAGAAGGAAGAAGGCUCUGCGGGACUAAAGGAAAAGGCUGCCAAGCUUGCUGUUUCAGAGUCUAAGGCCGAGGAGCUUCAGUCUGAACUUACAAAGGUUACCGAAGCCAAAUCCACUCUAGACGCCAAGAUUGAAGGCUUGACUUCGGAGAUUGAGACUCUCAAGAAGGCCAAGGCUGAAGACGAGGCCAAGAUUGACGAGUUGGAGAAGAAGAUCAAGUCCACCCCUACGCUCACUACUGCCCCUGCUGCCGCCGUCACUACCGCACCACCCACACCGUCUACCCCUACGCAACCCGCAUCCUUAAACAAGAAGAAGAACAACAAAAAGAAGAAGAAGGGUGGGGCUUCGGUGACGCCAGCAGCCACUGCUCCAGAGCCUACCGCCACCGAGGAUCAGCCACCCACGUCACCCGCUGAAGGUCCUGCGACGGCAGAGCUCACGGCAGAGCUCCAGGCCGAGCAGGCCCGCUUAAAGGAAGAGCUUGCCCGCUUGCAAGAAGAGCUCGCUGACAAGGAUCAGCGUAUCGAGCGUCUUGCCAAGCAACGCAAGACUGAAGAGGACCUCCGUGAGGAGAUUGAGAACUUGCAAGACAGUCUCAAGGAGAUUGGUUUCGAGCAUGUCGAAACCAAGCAACGUCUGAAGGAGCUGGAGCAGGAGAAGAAGGAGCUGAAGGCCCGGAUUGAUGAGCUUGAAAAGGAAGUGGAGGCAGCCGCUUCAGCCGCUCAAACCAAUACCAAGCUUCAGUCAGAGCACGAAUCGCUCCGUCAAGAAUUUGACGACCUCAAGCAAAAGUCGCAGACUCUCCAGUCUGACCUUGCCGCCGCCCAGCAGCUCGCCCAAAGCAGGUACAAGGAUCUCACUGACCUGCGCGAGGUUCUGCAAAAGGCUCAACCUGAGCUCAAGUCGCUUCGGCAGGAGGCUGCCACGCUCAAGACGGUGCGCGAGGAACUUGCGGCGCGGAAUGCGGACCUUCGCAAUCUCGAGAAGCGCGAGAAAGACUUGAAGGCUGAUCUUGUCCGUGCCCAGCGUCUCGCCGCUGACCGUGAUGGUGAGAUCAAGGCUCUCCACGACAAGGUUGGUCAGGAGACAAACGCGCGUCUCAAGCUCGAGGAUGAGAAGCGGGUUCUUGGUCGUGACCUUCGCAGGUCUGAGGCAGAGAAGAUCGAGAUUGCCGCACGUGAAGAGAAGACCGCCCGGGAACUGCAGCGCGUGCAAGAGGAAGCUAACAAGCUUCGCCCGCGCAUCCGCGAGCUGGAGGAAGAGGUCAAUCGCCUUAGAAAGGAGGGUGACAUGAUGCGGGAGGAAGUCCAACUCAAGAGCAGCCAAUACACUAGCGCCCAGAACCUGCUCGGCAGCAUGCGCGACCAGACAGCCGAGUUGAGCAUCCAGUUGAAGGAGGCACAGGAUCAAUGCGAGAGCUUGGAUGAGGAACUGGCCGAGACGAGGAAGAUGCUCAGCGAGCGCACUCGCGAGGCCGAAACGAUGCGUCGUCUUCUUCAGGACGUGGAUGAGCGUGCGGACAGCAAGGUCCGUGACAUGCGCGCCAAGAUGGAGGCAGCGGUGGAAGAGAGAGAUCGUAUCGAGGAGGAGACCAGCGCGCUGGCUCGCCGCAAGUCUCGAGAGACGGAGGAGCUCAAGCAAAAGAUGCGGCAAACGGUGUCGAACCUUAGGAGUACCCUCGACGCUAGCGAACUCCUUGUCCGGGAAACGGAGAAGAAAAACGCUGAGCUCAGAAGAGCUGUGGAUGAUUACCGGCUCAGAUACGACAAGGUGCAGAAGGAACUCAAGACAGUACAGACCAAGCUGGCAAGCAUGACCAGUCUGGCAGGUAGUGGAAGCAGGGGCUCCGUGGACUCGGCGAGGUCAAACUCGAUCGCGUCUGCGAACGCCACGCCCGAUGUCAUGUACCUGAAGACCAUCUUGCUGCAGUUCCUGGAGCAGAAGGAUAACAGGUUACGGGCACAGCUGGUGCCGGUAUUGGGCAAAUUGUUGAACUUUGACAAGACGGACGAGCAAAAGUGGCUUACCGCGGUCCAGCAUAUCACCAUCAAAUAGUCGAUGGUAAGGACAAUCAAUAGUAAUUAGUAGUGUCCCUGGAUAAUAUAAGAAGCGAUAAUCGUCUCCACUUCAAAGAACUGGAUUACACAAAGCAUCGAUCUCAUCAAACA
Neurospora hispaniola is the source of this 3615-nucleotide messenger RNA. RefSeq lists its product as uncharacterized. NCBI's taxonomy places the organism in Eukaryota, Fungi, Ascomycota, Sordariomycetes, Sordariales, Sordariaceae. The record is from RefSeq and is a predicted model, not a curated record. The coding region runs from base 227 to 3502 and encodes 1091 amino acids. The transcript has 5 exons.